GAGAAACAGAUGUGCACUGUGUCUAUUUUUUUAGUCACCGGUGCGCUGUGUCUAUUUUUUCAGUCGGCCGGGGCACAUGGUCCAACCUUUAAACAAAUUGAAUUGACAUGGCCACUUGCUUAGUGGCCUCCCACUGACUUGAUGUAUAAAAUCAUCGCCGUGCAUGCAAAGAAAAGCAGAGUUCUUGUGAAGCGGGGACACUGGAUUCCAAUCAACUCCGGACUUCGUGGUAGCUUUGGUGGUUCGCGGAGGAAAAUAUCAGAGUGAUAUCAAAAGGACCAUUGCACAGUUGGAAGGAAACAAGAAGAAGGAAUUCGCAGGAUGGAGAGCACCCUGAAGGCGAUCAGAGAUGGAGAGUCGGUGCUGGACCUCAGCCCAAGAUCCGUCGUCAGCGGCGGCGUUGAGGAUAUUUACGGCGAGGAUCGCGCCACCGAGGAUCAACUCGUCACCCCCUGGACUUACUCAGUUGCCAGUGGUUACGCUUUGUUGAGGGAUCCUCAGUACAACAAGGGGCUUGCUUUCACUGAGAAAGAGAGGGAUGCUCACUAUUUGCGUGGACUCCUCCCUCCCGUGGUUAGCUCCCAACAACUUCAGGAGAAGAAACUGAUGAACAACAUCCGACAAUAUCAGGUCCCGUUGCAAAAGUAUAUGGCAAUGAUGGACCUUCAGGAGAGGAACGAGAGGCUGUUUUACAAACUUCUCAUUGACAAUGUUGAGGAAUUGCUCCCAGUUGUUUAUACUCCAACAGUUGGUGAGGCUUGCCAGAAAUACGGAAGCAUCUUCAGGCGUCCUCAGGGCCUCUACAUUAGUUUGAAAGAGAAAGGGAAGAUCCUUGAGGUACUGAAAAACUGGCCUGAGAGGAGUAUUCAGGUCAUAGUUGUAACUGAUGGUGAGCGAAUUUUGGGACUUGGAGAUCUUGGAUGCCAGGGAAUGGGAAUUCCUGUUGGUAAAUUGGCUCUGUACACAGCACUUGGAGGAGUUCGUCCCUCUGCAUGCUUACCCAUAACAAUUGAUGUGGGGACCAACAAUGAGGAAUUGCUGAACAACGAGUUCUACAUUGGACUUAGACAAAAGAGGGCAACUGGACAGGAAUAUAGUGAUCUUCUGCAAGAAUUCAUGACUGCUGUGAAGCAAAACUAUGGAGAAAAAGUUCUUAUACAGUUUGAAGAUUUUGCAAAUCACAAUGCUUUUGAGUUGCUGGCAAAAUAUGGCACAACUCAUCUUGUUUUCAAUGACGAUAUUCAGGGCACUGCAUCUGUUGUUCUUGCUGGGGUUGUUGCAGCAUUGAAGCUCAUUGGUGGCUCUCUGGCCGACCAUACAUUCCUGUUCCUUGGUGCUGGAGAAGCAGGAACUGGUAUUGCAGAGCUAAUAGCUCUUGAGAUGUCAAAGCAGACAAAGAAACCUAUAGAAGAGACUCGCAAGAAGAUAUGGCUUGUAGACUCAAAGGGUUUGAUUGUUAGUUCAAGAAAGAAUUCACUUCAACAUUUCAAGAAGCCUUGGGCUCAUGAACAUGAACCUCUUAACAGUCUCUUAGAAGCUGUCAAGGUAAUCAAGCCUACAGUUUUGAUUGGAUCAUCAGGAGUGGGAAGAACCUUUACGAAGGAAGUGAUUGAGGCUGUAGCUUCAUUCAAUGAAAAACCUCUUAUUUUGGCUCUCUCUAAUCCAACGUCACAGUCUGAGUGUACAGCUGAGGAAGCAUACCAAUGGAGUGGGGGUCGUGCAAUUUUUGCCAGUGGGAGUCCUUUUGAUCCUGUUGAAUACAAGGGCAAAGUCUAUGCUUCUGGCCAGGCAAACAAUGCUUACAUUUUCCCAGGCCUUGGCUUGGGUUUAGUAAUCUCAGGGGCAAUUCGCGUACAUGAUGAUAUGCUUCUAGCAGCCUCGGAAACCCUGGCUAAACAAGUGACAGAGGAUAACUACAAAAAUGGAUUGAUAUACCCACCAUUCUCUGACAUCAGAAAAAUCUCAGCUAAUAUAGCUGCUAAUGUUGCUGCCAAGGCGUAUGAACUAGGGGUGGCUACACGUCUCCCUCGUCCUGAAAAUCUUCUGAAGUAUGCCGAAAGCUGCAUGUAUACUCCUGUCUACCGCAACUAUCGGUGAAUGAUUGGCCCAAACAUGCUAAGAUAUCGGCUCAAAUAAGGAUUUGCGUGUGACAUGUAGAAUAAUGUGCUUUUUAUGCAGCACAUGCAAGAAUGAGUAAUUGUAUGCUUACCAUUAUGAAAAUCUUAUAUCGUGCCAUGUAAUGCCAAUGUGUAACAAAACUCGCCUUGAAAAGUGCUUGAGGAAUCGUGGUGGCCUAAGUUACUUUGCCUUGGCCACUUUGUUUUAGGAAAUAGAGCCUCUGGCUCUUGUCCCUGUAAUGGCCUACUGGCUUAGUUAUGACUAAAACUUACUCCCCCGUGCACGGGGAGAUCAAAUUGCAUGUGGAAUUUUUACCUUGAAUAUGAAAUGGAAGUUCGUAAAAAA
Messenger RNA from Neltuma alba, 2463 nucleotides. RefSeq names its product NADP-dependent malic enzyme. Gene Ontology annotation, cellular component: chloroplast. Gene Ontology annotation, biological process: malate metabolic process; pyruvate metabolic process. The transcript has 19 exons. Gene Ontology annotation, molecular function: malate dehydrogenase (decarboxylating) (NADP+) activity; NAD binding. The record is from RefSeq and is a predicted model, not a curated record. Bases 322 to 2097 code for a protein of 591 amino acids. Lineage: Eukaryota; Viridiplantae; Streptophyta; Magnoliopsida; Fabales; Fabaceae.